CCUGGAGGGAACGCCCUGUGACGUCAUCGAGCCGCGCCGCGCGUUCGCCCGAAGUUCUGCUCACGGUCGGCGCCACACCGGGAGGUGUGUCCGAGUCAUGGCUGCCGCCAACCCCUGGGACCCAGCGUCCACGCAGAAUGCUGCUGGACUACUCCUGGGGCACUUGCUAGCCUCAGGGGUGGUCUCUCAGGAGUUGUUAAACUUAUCUAAGAAAACAGAUCCUUGCUUUACAAACUUCUCCAGACUACAGCAGAUCACAGAUAUUCAAGCUGAAAUCUAUCAGAAAAACUUGGAAAUUGAACUCCUGAAACUAGAAAAAGAUACAGCAGAAGUUGUUCUUCCUUUCUUUUUGGCUCAGAAGUGUGAGACUGUGCAAAGCAUGAAUAAUCAUUUGGAAGCAGUGCUGAAAGAGAAGAGGUCCCUCAGGCAAAGACUGUUGAAACCCAUGUGCCAGGAAAACUUACCCAUUGAAGCAAUUUAUCACAGAUACAUGGCACAUUUGCUAGAAUUGGCUGUGACUUUCAUUGAGAGAUUAGAAUCCCAUCUUGAAACAAUUAGAAAUAUCCCUCAUUUAGAUGCAAAUCUAAAGAAGAUGAGCAAGACUUUGGCAAAAAUGGAUAUUUUGGUGACUGAGACAGAAGAACUGGCAGAGAAUAUACUCAAGUGGCUAGAACAACAAAAGGAAAUUUCUUCUUGUAUCCCUAAAAUAUUAGCUGAAGAAAAUAAUCUUCAUAAACAUAUUAUAAUGCCUUCUUUACCUUUUACUUCUAAAGUUCAGGUACAAACUAGUAAUGCCAAGUGAUGAUCAACCUGACUUUUGCUUAAUUAUAUGUAGUCAUGUAAAGUCUCUUUCUAGUUCACUGUGACAUCGAUAGUCAUAGGCCUUGCUGCUCACAGUACUGAAAGAACUUUCUUUAUUUUGGAGUACCAAGAUUUCAGUCAGUACCAAACUGACUUUUCCUUUGUUUUUUAUAUUUUUUGUUCUGUUUUUCAAUAAAGCUCUUGAAGAUUGAG
This is a messenger RNA of Tupaia belangeri chinensis (Chinese tree shrew), 1014 nucleotides long. RefSeq names its product HAUS augmin like complex subunit 2 (gene HAUS2). Lineage: Eukaryota; Metazoa; Chordata; Mammalia; Scandentia; Tupaiidae. The transcript is spliced from 6 exons. The coding region runs from base 98 to 802 and encodes 234 amino acids. Gene Ontology annotation, biological process: centrosome cycle; spindle assembly; microtubule nucleation. Gene Ontology annotation, cellular component: HAUS complex; mitotic spindle microtubule; centrosome. The record is from RefSeq and is a predicted model, not a curated record.